This is a messenger RNA of Drosophila obscura, 882 nucleotides long. It is a transcript of the gene Cnep1r2, whose product is annotated as nuclear envelope phosphatase-regulatory subunit 1 homolog. Gene Ontology annotation, cellular component: cytoplasm; Nem1-Spo7 phosphatase complex. The transcript has 4 exons. The record is from RefSeq and is a predicted model, not a curated record. NCBI's taxonomy places the organism in Eukaryota, Metazoa, Arthropoda, Insecta, Diptera, Drosophilidae. The coding region runs from base 173 to 595 and encodes 140 amino acids.
AGUGCUGGUAAACGUAAAAGGUCAUCAAAAACAUAAAAUAAAAUUAAAAAAAGGGAAAAUACUAUGUAAAUCCUGUCGAAAUCUACACACAACUACACAAAAUUACACCAAAAUUAAGCUGGACAAAUUUAAACUCAUCAAAUCGGCCACGAGCAUCGAGGAAAUUGCUGCAAUGGAACCCUCCGCUUGCGAAGGCGAGUUGGAGUCUGCCCACAAAAAAGAUCUGAAGGCUUUCGAGAGGCGCCUCACCGAAGUGGUUCUAUCGUACAGACCGCCGACGUUCCGAUGGCGCACAUCUUUCUUAGUUAUCCUCUCUGCCAUGUCGAUGUGCACGGCCAUCGGCGCCUGGUACUGGCUGAGAGAUCCACGCACCACGGUGGUGCCCCUAACGGAAUCCCUCUGGAUACAUCCAAUUUUCACAGCGGCCACAGUAACCUUAAUUGUACUCUUUAUUUUAGGCAUACAGAAGUUGGUGAUAGCGCCGCAGAUCAUCACAUCGCGGACACGUAAUGUCCUGGGAGACUUCAACAUGAGCUGCGAUGAUACGGGGAAACUGAUAUUGAAACCCCGCCAAAGCAAUAACAACAGCACAUGAGCCCCCGGCCGCUAUGCAGACAAUCAAUUAGUUAAUUCAUCCAAAAACUAUCUAACUACCUUUUCCCCCCCUGCUUUUUAGCUAUAUGUUCCGGACACUCUUGUUUUAUCCACUAAAUUGUAACGUAUCCCCCCCCACCCCUACACGACUUCCAUUUGCGUUUAGUUAUAGAAAAUUCAUUGUAAACUAAAAAAAAAAGAUUAUUGUUAAGCUUAAUGUAUUUCGUUAUGGCGUUGCCUUCGCUGCCAAAUACAACCAACAAAAAGUCAAGCUGCAUACAAAACCAA